This is a messenger RNA of Naegleria gruberi, 1431 nucleotides long. RefSeq lists its product as uncharacterized. Bases 1 to 1431 code for a protein of 476 amino acids. NCBI's taxonomy places the organism in Eukaryota, Heterolobosea, Eutetramitea, Acrasida, Naegleriidae. The record is from RefSeq and is a predicted model, not a curated record. The transcript has a single exon.
AUGAGUGAAUUGACGAAACUCUUUGAGGAUGAGAACUUGAAGAAGAACAUUUCAUCCCUCCUUUUCUUUAUGAGUGAAGUCGAGAAGAUAGUAGAAAAUCCCACUAGUUAUGACCUUCAUAUCGCUCUGUAUAUGGGUGUUGAAAAAUUGAAAGAUUUUCGAUUAAGAACCAAACAGUAUAAAUUCUGGAAAUUCGAGAAUGUUAUUCCUUUGGAUGUCUAUACUGUUACUUCGAAGGAGUGUAUUUUAGAUGCAAAGCUAACUAAGAAUGUUAUUUGUACAGAAUUGAUGGAAGAAGAAAGUGAGAAAGCCAGGGCUGAGCUCUUGCAAAAUGAAGACAGCAAGCAAAAGAACUCGGGCAAAAAUAAGAAGAAUUCACUUACUAGCAAGGAAAGGAAGAAAACAAGUUCAACAGACAACUCAAAGUUAGCUACUCCAGAAAGAAGAGAAGAUGUCUCAAAGGAAUCAAGGUCUAACUCCAAAGAGAAAAAGGAAAAAGAGUGUUCGAAACCAAAUGUCUCAACAACAAUUGUUCCAGUGAGAGAGAAUGAAAGUAUUCCCAAAACCGACAGUGUUAGAAAGGAAAUAACAGGGUCUUUACAUACCAAUGAACAAGAAGGUAAUCCUUUACCUCUUGCUACAACUUCCAUUGAUACUCAACUAAUAUUAAAAGUCAUGAAUAGAAGAUUUGAUGCUAUUGAAGGAGAAUUUGGUGCCUUCAAAACUGGGUUUGAUGAAUUAGAAAAAAGAUUUGGUGCUUUAGAAGAAAGAUUUGGUGUUUUAGAAGAAAGAUUUGAUGUAUUAGAAGAAAGAUUUGAUGUAUUAGAAGAAAAAUUUGAUGUAUUAGAAAAAAGAUUUGAUACAAUGGAAAAUAGAAUCUCUUCUGCAAUUGGUAUGCUUUAUGAAAUGAGUUUAGAGCAGAUGUUAAAAGAUGAAGGCUUUGAGGUCGAAUGCAACGUUGUUUAUGACGAGAAAAAAUUUGGCCCUCAAUUUGACAAGUUAAAGAAAGCCAAGACUUUAAAAAAUACCUGGAAUAAUUGUUUGCGCAAUUUAGAACAACAAAAGAGAAUUUCUACAACUCAAAGGUAUUCCCUUUCUUUCUACUCUCCAUCAAUUGAGUUUAACUUUAUUGUUAGAGAUAAUGAAAGAGUUACAACCCUAGUUGUUGAGGCAUCCACUAACAACUUGACAGGAAAUGCUCUUAUUGUUAAGAUGCUCCAAUUGGAACGACAAGUAAGAUUCUUCCAGGCUUGUAAUUGUAAUAAUUUAGAUUACGUAGCAUUUAUAUCCCCAAGCUUGUUUACUAACACAAAUGCUGAAAUGUCAAAACUAAUAACUGAGUUUCCAGGAGUAUUUGAGAAUUUAAAAAACUACAAAGCAAAAGGCAGGCUGUUCUUCAACAGAAAAGGAGCAAGGCUAAAAAUUGAAUAA